AUGGAGACUGCAUCAGGUACUUACGUCCCUAUGGACGAUGAUUACUAUUACGAUUACAAUGCAUCAUGGUUCAGUGGCAAUAUGUCGGGGCACCACAACCAUUACUUGACGGCCAUUCACGCUUACGAAAACAUCAUUCUCGUCAUCCUGCUCGUCGGUCUGGCUGGCAACUCGCUGAGUUUGUUCGUCUUUCUGAAAACGUUCUGCCGACCGAUGCGCAACAAGUCAGCUCCCUCCCUCGAAAGACCCGCGUACGCAGGGCUGUUGUCGCUGGCUGUUUCAGAUCUGCUCUUCUGUCUUGUGAAUCUCAUACUCUACGUUCCACAAGAAAUAUUUUCUGAAAAAAACCGAGCAGACUUCUACAAAGUGAAGUGUUUGUAUAUUGAAUCGUUGCGAGGAACCUUCAUAUUCAGCAGUACGUGGAUCACCGUCGUGACAUCUGCUGAAAGAUUUUUUGCUGUUUGGCAGCCGAUACGAGCGAGAAGAUGUUUGAAAGCCAGGAACAGUUUCAUUUCAUGCGCUGUCAUCACGAUUGUUUCCGUUUCGUUCAACUGUCCCAUGCUCUUCUCCAAAUUUCUUACCAAAGUUGUGACAACUGCAAAAUCUUCAAACUACACUCCAACUACUUUAAAAGCAAAUGAUGACAAUUUCAAGACCUCAACUGAAAGUUACUUGUUCAAUUUCGUCCUCGUGCACGGGGAUCUCAUGGUGAACGACUGCUUCGACAUCAUCUACUACGUUUUCCUUGGCAUCUUCGACACCAUCAUCCCAUUCAUCGUCCUGGCAACUUGCAACAUUGGACUGGCUGUAAUCUUAUUACAAAAACGCAAUGGAAAGUGGAUGCCGACAUCUUCGUCGACGAAAUUCCGACCUUCCACGCCAACAAUGUUUACCUCACUGACGGGCUCACGAACGAGUUUGGUGAGCGACUUUUCUUGCAGAACCAGUCACAUCAGAAGUCUCUCCGAUCCAAACGUGGCCGCAAAUGUUCAGAGCAAAAUGUCCAAGUACUUUCCCAGCCAACAAAAUAAAACGAAAUUAGAAGACCCAGCAAAGAGACAUCAAACCCAGAAACAACGAACCCCACUCAGUUGCUAUCGUAAUAAUCAGCGAACAAAAUAUACCGAUUGUACGAAAAUAAGCGUGAUGGUUUUUGUGAUGGUCACAAGUUUUUUGGUGUUUGUCUUGCCAUCACUCGUCAUCAAGUGGUUGGAUAUGUUUCUCAAAUUUUCAAGCAAGGAGAACCACCUCUACGAGCUGGAACUCAAGCACGAACUCAAACGUGAACAUGCACAAGAACGUAACACAAACUUGAACAUGAAUGACAACGGCACAUGA
Messenger RNA from Helobdella robusta, 1338 nucleotides. RefSeq lists its product as hypothetical. NCBI's taxonomy places the organism in Eukaryota, Metazoa, Annelida, Clitellata, Rhynchobdellida, Glossiphoniidae. The coding region runs from base 1 to 1338 and encodes 445 amino acids. The record is from RefSeq and is a predicted model, not a curated record. The transcript has 4 exons. Gene Ontology annotation, molecular function: G protein-coupled receptor activity. Gene Ontology annotation, biological process: G protein-coupled receptor signaling pathway. Gene Ontology annotation, cellular component: membrane.